UGGCCAUUGAUAAGCAACAGCUGAUUGCCUUGAAGUGGGAGUAGGCCCCCCAUCCAUACGUAACAUUUAUUUACAUAUUUUUCGCAAUGCAAAUUUCCCGAAUCCUUGCCCCCGGCCGUCGUUCAUACGCCCUCCUGCUUUUCACGCGCACAGCCGUGACGAGCCCCUCAUCCAAUUCGGUGCGAAUUGUGGAGGUGGGUCCACGGGAUGGACUCCAAAACGAACCCAAACUGCUCCCAGCAGCCACAAAAAUUGAAUUGAUUGAUCGCCUCUCCAAAACGGGCCUGAAAACUAUCGAGGCGACAAGCUUUGUGAGUGCGAAAUGGGUGCCCCAGAUGGGAGACAACACUGAAGUGUUCUGUGGAAUACGUAAGGUGCCUGGAAUCAGCUACCCCGUACUCACGCCCAACAUUAAAGGAUUCGAGAGCGCCCUAGCGGCGGGAGCUGAAGAGGUGGCCGUGUUUGGAGCCGCUUCCGACGCCUUUUCCCUGAAAAACGUCAAUUGUACAGCAGCGGAGGCUAUCGAAAGAUUCAAGCCAGUCCUGAAGGCGGCAAAGGAGAAUGGAGUUCGUGUCCGGGGCUAUGUAUCAACCGUAGUUGGCUGCCCCUACGAAGGCGCUGUAGCUCCCAGUGCCGUGGUCAAAGUAGUCGAAGCGUUGCAUGAAAUGGGGUGCUAUGAGAUAUCCCUGGGUGAUACCAUUGGGGUAGGCACUCCAGGCAGUAUGCGCCGUAUGCUUGACGAGGUGACGCGUGCGAUACCUUCUGAAAAGUUGGCCGUUCACUGCCACGACACCUACGGCCAGGCUCUGUCCAACAUCCUAGUUUCCCUGGAGUAUGGCAUUCGGGUGGUGGACUCGUCUGUAUCUGGCCUAGGUGGGUGCCCCUAUGCUAGGGGGGCGUCUGGCAAUGCAGCCACCGAAGAUGUAGUCUACAUGUUGCACGGCAUGGGCCUCAAUACCGGCGUUGAUCUGGACAAACUCAUUGAAGUGGGUCGAUUUAUUUGCUCCGAAUUGGGCAGGCCCUCGGAGUCGAAGGUGAAUCGCGCCUGGAAGGGACCGCAGCCGCAAAAACAGUAAUCCUACUAAUUUCCCAAAAUUGAAAACGAUGGCAUUUACUAGGACUAGUUAUUCAAUACACAUUUAUAUUCUUGUAGCAAGUUUAACCCUUAAAA
Messenger RNA from Drosophila ananassae, 1171 nucleotides. RefSeq names its product hydroxymethylglutaryl-CoA lyase, mitochondrial. Gene Ontology annotation, molecular function: hydroxymethylglutaryl-CoA lyase activity. Lineage: Eukaryota; Metazoa; Arthropoda; Insecta; Diptera; Drosophilidae. The transcript has 2 exons. The coding region runs from base 87 to 1076 and encodes 329 amino acids. The record is from RefSeq and is a predicted model, not a curated record. Gene Ontology annotation, biological process: L-leucine catabolic process; ketone body biosynthetic process.